Molecule: messenger RNA, 4905 nt
Organism: Babesia ovata
Lineage: Eukaryota; Apicomplexa; Aconoidasida; Piroplasmida; Babesiidae
Exons: 1
Coding region: 1-4905 (1634 amino acids)
Source: RefSeq, a predicted model, not a curated record
AUGUCUACGAGCAUGGAACAUAAGCCACUUAAGGAGCAGUUGGAGAACUGGCAGGGAUUGGCCGGCGACUAUCUUGCUAAUGCAUUGACUUCAGUGGAAGCAUUAAAAGGAGUGGACAAAAAUUUACGAGACAAAUUGUCGCCUAAUGUAGGCUUUAUAAAACAAGUUAUUGAGAACUUUGAAGCAACGGUUCACGAUGAGAGUGUUAUAUGUUCUCUGAAUGAGCUUGACAGUAAGUUCAUUAAGGUUCCGGAAAGUGUUAAUAAACAUAUUCAAACGAGGAUACACGGUGUUCAAGGAACGUUGAAUGCGAAGUUUUCGAAUAUCGAAAACAAAAUUAAGAAUCUUAGGGAAGAAAAAGUUGCUAAAUUCGACAAUAUUAAUAAGUCCAUAAGUGACGCAUUAGAGAUGUCUGACAAGAUGCUUAAGAAUUUUGAUAAGAAUUACAAAAAACAAAUUGAGGAUCAAUUUACGACGCUAAAAGGUUUCAUUAAGAGCAUUGACCCCUAUGACGAAGCGCAGGCAUCUAAAGGAAAAUCAAAGUUCAAGGAAGAGGUUGAGAAAAUAAAUGAAAAUGUUCAAAAGAUCGGUAAGGAUCUGGCGAGCAGACUUGAGGAUUUUAGUCAGUGGAACGCUGCGGCCGGGAGCGUUGUGAGUGCCGCUCUGCAAAACGUCACUCAGAUUAUAGAUCAGCUUGACAAAAAGAAAACAAAUAUUAUCACUGAAGAAAUCCAACGUUUAAGAGACACCACUCAACAGCAUUAUGUCAAACUAAAACAGGAAGAACUGAAAGGCUAUGCCCAGCAGGCCAUGUAUCAUCUGGAGAACUUUGGCAGUGAGGUGACAAGAAUAGUGGAUGCGAAAUUCAGAGAGGUGCAAGAGCAAUAUAAAUCAUGGGUCCAGACUCCUGCUCCUGGUGCUGCGAGGGGUCAACUUCCGCGUCAAUUGCCUCCGGAAUUACAGACCUCUACUAAUCCGCUGAUUAAGAUUUCGAGUGCUGUCAGAGAUGCUGCACAACAGGUACAAAGGAAUAAUGGAGGAAGUCCGCAUCCGCAGCAUCCUCAAUAUCUACGUCUGAGUUCUCAACUUUCACCUAGCGAGUCACUUACUAGUUCACUUAAUGAAUUACCGCCAUUGGAAUCACAGGUUCAGCAAAUUGAACGGCAGCUGCCUCAGACAUUUAGUGGUCAGCCGAGCCAACUAUCCACUACUCAUGUCUCCCAACACCUCUCAUCCCUCUCCGAGUUAGCAGCUGGUAUACGAAAUGUGGUGAACGACGCAGUCGCCGUCUUGAAUGACAAGAUUAAGACAGAAUCACAAACAGCCACUGCAAACUUGAAUGUUGCUUCGCCAUCAGUGUCGACAGAAAUAAAGUCACUUGAUGAGGCGUCCCAAUUUGCUCAGCAAUUCAUUCGGAAUUUGCAUUCCCAAUCUCAGUCCCAAUUUGCUCAGCAAUUCAUUCGGAAUUUGCAUUCCCAAUCUCAGUCCCAAUUUGCUCGUUCGCCCGAAUUCAGCAGCAUUCAAGAAACCAACAGUCAACUUAGCACUUUAAGUCUAGAAGUUAAGCUAGUUGGUACGGAAUUCACUACCGGUAAAAAAUUCAUUGAACAGUUUGACACAGGCAUAACUACUCCCUUCACCACCCUGAUUGGUCAAAUCCACUCAGCCGGUAACACUGUUAAAACGAAAUCGGAAGACUUGAGAGACAAGGCUCUUGGUGAGACUGAUCAAGAAUGGGGAGAUGACCCUAAGUGUGGCAAAUGCCUCAUGAGGAUCAAGGCGGAGAUUCAAAAGGUGAAGAACUUGGAAGUCCAGAAAGUAACCACUGCCAUAGAUACAAUCCUUGCAAGCAUUGACAAUCUCGAAGCUCUGCCAGGAGCUGUCGAAGAUGCUCAACAGGAGGCCGAAAGGCUAAUGAACCAAUUGCAACAGGACAUUGGAACUUUACAAAAUUAUAUUGAUACUAUCCAUCAAAAUGUAAGCGCUGCCGAACAAGCCUUCGACACUGCAAUAAAGGCUCUCGAAGAAGCCCUAGGAGGUGCGCGUGGCACCGCAAGCGUGGAGUUUCAACAACUCAGAAUCGCUCUGCAGAAGCGGGUAAGAGACGCAUUCAAUGAUUUGCAGUAUGACGUCCGUGAAUUUUACAGCAAUCAAAAGAAAGCUGAGUUAAAAGCUCUGCAGGAAAGCGUUUCAAAGUAUACUUCCGAAAUCCAGAAGAUCAUUACUGACGAUACCAACGCAGGCCUGAAAGGCCUGAUGAGGAAGCUCAGUGACACUUUCAAGACAGAAAGCCUGCAAGGCUUAACCUCUGCAACGCUUGACUUAUUAGCCAAAAGAGUAAAAAGCUUUUAUGAUACAUUCUUUGGUAAAUUCAAAUCACAAUCCGACGUCUCUCCUCAUUCCACAACCAUCCAACCAGUCACCUCCGCCCUGCUCCAAGUCCUCUCCACAAUGUACUCCAAAGGACACUUCCACCGCGAAGUCUCCGACAAAAUCGACGCGCUCAAAAAAGCGCUGCACAACUUCACCCCCAAGGAAUUCGCCGACGCCUCUCCCCUGCUCAACGUCAUAAGGCGCGGCGUCACGGACCUCCACGAGCAGCUACGCAAGCAGUACGUCAGCAGGUACAGUGGUAAAGAAUGGAAUUCUCUGGAAGAUUCCGAAAGACCGAAAUGCGCCCAAAUUCUCGUCACCAUUCUCAAGACUUUGACUCACGAUCUACGUGAGCUUCACAAGAGAUGUCACAAGACAGACGGAAAGUGGAAGGAAAACAAAAUUUCCCUCAUUACUAAGUCAGGUGUUUACAAUCCCCUUGGCGCAUUUUUCCAGGACUGCGGCUACAGGGUUUCCAGGUUGGAAGAGUCCUAUGAAGGAGAGCUGAGAUGUCAUACAGGCAUGAGGGGGGGAAACAUUUCUCGAGACCUUUUUGAGAAGAUCAUUCUCACCGCCAACACUAACGAACAUCUUCGAAAAUGCCCAUCAUUCAAAGACACUAAAAAUCAAUAUGAUUUCUUCGACCUACUUAAAUGUCUCACAUCUCACGUCGCUGAGUAUUACUCCGCUUGCCACCUCGGACUCCCUAAGUCCAAAAAGCAUCCUUGCAGUGUACGUGAUAUUUGUGUGUGGCUUUCCGGUCUCCCACAUACUGCAGUUUAUGAAACAAUUAAGGGGCACUGUGAUAAGAUGCUCAAUGAGCAAGACAAGGUAACCGGUGCAUUCCCCAACAAGGACGAUGCAGUUAUGCAGAGAUCCUUGGAACACCUAUACGGUAACAUUAAAACUAUAUGUAAAUUGGCACCUAAAUUAUUAGUCUCCAUCCAGGGCAACGGCCUUGGCCUUAACCACGCUGCGUAUCCGUAUGCCUGUUGCUUUGAGAACAACCACGGACAAUUCUAUUACCCGGGUGAUCCGUCGUCGUUGCUUGGCAUGUUGAAAUAUAUGUGUAUGCGUUUGUUGCGUGCAGUGUCUUUCUUAUACCAACAAUGUAGGUACACAGCAUCCGACGGCAACGGGUGGCGUGAGUGUCAGUAUGGUCAGCACGUCGGCACCUACCAGUGGGACUGCAAUGAACCAAACGAUAACUCAAACAACCAACCAAAGAGUCAACCUAAGUGCCAACCAAAUGGUCAUCCAAAUGACCAACCAAAUUGCUUACCAAAGUCCCCGCUUCAGGCCCAUCUUAUGGACGGGCUUCCUGGUUUCAUGCCGCAUAAGUUCACAGCUGUCGGUUGCCAGCCCACUUGCUCAACGUGCCCUAAGGGCUCACUGGUUGGGCAGUGUAUCACCCCGAUGGGCUUUGCAGAUUUGGCAACUGCGGGUUCUAUUACAGGCCGUGGCGAUGACCUCGUUGAUCUGCUUGCUACGUUUUGUAAGAAUGGCGGCUCAGUUCUGUGUGAAUUAGUGCAUUCGUUACAAUGCAUAUCGCCCUCUCCACCGAAGGGCUUGGCAGAGAUGUUGUCGUACUACUGUAACAUAUUCCAGAAAGCGUAUGGUUCAGUGUAUGGGCCUAACAACACGGUAGAGGGGGCGAUUGUUCAAGCAAUCAACGAAAGUUUCCCGUUCAAAAAUGAUAUGUGGCUUCACCAAAGUUACCAAAAUUCGAAGCUUACAGAUGCGUUUAAUACAUUGUAUUGCUCUGACAACGAACACAACGGCGCAAUAGCGGACGAUAAUCAUCAUGGUCUUCACACUUUGUCACCGAACCCAUCGCAUGAUAAGACAAAACAAUGUGCUCCCGAUUCCACCUGCGCUCCCUACCUCAAAGCACUCUGCCACGACGCCUGUCACACAUAUCCUCAGAAACAUAAAGCCUUGUAUCUGUCAUGGCUUUGCCGGUUGGCAUGGACAUUCUGGGAUUUGCUUGAUCAGUUGCUUAAGGCGUUCAAUGACAUCUCUUGUCAAGCGUAUGGUUGUUCAUGUAAAUGCGGUUUUGGUAAACACGGCGUCACUGAGGAAGAAACAUCGCAACCUCCAAAAGUUCCGACGCCUGCCAAAAUAAGUUGCAGUUGCACUUCGAUCGUCGAGUGCAAAGGACCUAUGUCCGUAUUCUACCAGUACGGUUUCACAUUCGGAAUGCCGAAAGAGUUAAUGGGAUCCGGAAGCAAGAAGACAUGUGACAAUUUCGUAAAGCAGUUGAACAGAGUUUUAACGAACGGAUACUUCAAAGAAUUGUUUGAUGAAAUCGAUGAUUUCAUCUGGGCAAUACGUACACCCUUCUCAUACCUCUUAUUAGCCCUCUGGUCGCUGUCGCUCCUGUACCUGCUGCACAUCACCGUCGUCCGCCUCGACGUCCUGAGGAUACGCUCCCACCUGAGAUCACCCUCAAGCCACCGCAUCGCCGCACAGUCCCUCCUCGCCGCCGCACGCGUCAGGGCACUCGCCAACGUCAAGUACUUCUCACCAUAA